UGAAUGAAUGAAUGAAUGACAAUUGUCCAUAAUAAGACCUUAAAGGUAGAUAUUAAUGCCAAACUAAUUACCACUGCUGUUUAUUUAGGGACUAAUAUGUACCUUGUCAAAAUGUAUGGUUAUGGUGCCAUUAUGGACACUUUUAGAUACAUAUUAGUACAUAAAGUUUUGACAAGGUACAUAUUAGAACCUAAAAAGUACAGCUAUGUACCUUUAUGGUCUCAUCAUGGACCUUUUAGUAACAUAUCACUCCAAUGUCAGCCUUUGUACUUUUAUUUCUGAGGAUGUAAUGUACAGUCUAUUGUAAAAGUUUUAGCUAGUAAUUUGUGCCUAAAUAUGUAAAAUUACACUCUCAGUUUAGGAAUAAAGGUAUAAUGCUGUUUUAGACUGUACAUUUUUGCACUUAAAGGGUCAAUUAUGGUAAAUUAAAUAAUUAAUAAAUACCUAAAAGUGCUAAUUGGUGUAAUUCUGUACACUAGUGUACCUAAAUUGGCCUAUAGUGGUGCCAUAAAGGUACAUAUUAGAACCUAAAAUUUUGCCAUGGCACACUAAUGCACAGACUUACACUAAUUAGUACUUUAAGGUAAUAAUAAUGUUCUUUAAUUUACCAUGAUGGACCCUUUUUGGUACAAAAAUAUACCUUUUGAAAAGAUAAUACUCCAGCUUUAUACCUUUAUUUUGGAACAUGUAUAAAUGAAAAAACGAGCUGAUUAAAAAUCAGGAAUGAUAACAAAUCAGAGAGGGAUACCUUGUAUUACUUUUACGUCUAUUUAUUUGCAAAUCACAGCAUCUUUCACGAGAACAUUUGUUUACACACCUGUCGAACAUAUGCUGUAAUUAACAAAUACAUGUAAAUGAAUACUCAGAAAAGGUGUCAGCGUCAGGUGAAGGGAGGAGACGGCUGAGCUGGAGAAAUGCGCUAUAAAUUUCUAACAUACAGACUUAAUUUUCAGAGCAGGAAGGAAGACAUGGGACGCCCCAAUAGGUUUAAACAUAUUUUAUAUUUCUAUGUUGGAAUAUAUGUUUGUGUUAUUCGUAUGAUUAAUUAAUAUUAAUUUAUUAUUACGUUUCUUGAUUAUACACAAUAAAUUCACUGUUUCUGUUUUCUACGUUAGUUUUAGUUGCUUUAUUUUGUUAAACUUACCGUGUACUGAAACUGUUUCUACCCCAAUUAUUUUAUCAAUGUCUUUUUAUAUAUUAAUUUGAUACAUGUAAACUGAGACUUUUCACAAAUUCUCUGAACAAAAAGUCAUCAGAUUAAGGUUAAAUUCGAAAGUAGGAAUCUUUAUCUUUUUGUUUUCAUGUUCUCAGCUAUUAUUUUCAGUGUUAUCAUUUUUUCUCAGUUUCUUCCCAUCAGGGCUGCUGUACACAGUAUGGCUCAUUUUAACUCAGAUUUUAGGAAUUUCCUGUUUGUUUGUCAGUCCUCAAGUGAGACUCGUUGACGGCAGCAGCUCUUGUUCAGGAAGAGUGCAGGUUCUCCAUUCUGACGAAUGGCAAAUAGUAUGUUAUGAUGGCUGGGACUUGCUUGACGGAAAUGUUGUGUGUGGGCAAUUGGGUUGUGGGGAAGUGCAAGAGGUGAAAGUAGCAGCAUUUUUUGGCCCAAGCUUAGAACAGAUAUGGAUGAAUCGGGUAAACUGUGUUGGGAAUGAAUCAUCAUUGGCAGACUGUGCGAUGGAGAGUUUGGGACCAACCGGAUGCCUGAAGGAUUUAUAUGCUGGAGUCAUCUGUCAGCCCAGAACUAGACUGGUGAGCGGCAUCAACUCUUGUUCUGGACGAGUGGAGGUUUUCCAUAACGGCUUAUGGGGAACAGUGUGUGAUGAUUACUGGGGUCUGACAAACGCUGCAGUGGUGUGUAGAGAGCUGGGAUGUGGAGACGUGAUUGAGGCAAAGAGUAAUGCUUAUUUUGCAGAAGGUUCAGGGCAAAUAUUGAUGGAUGAUGUGAACUGCUCCAGAGAUGAUAAUGCAUUGAGUAAAUGUGAAUUUGCUGGAUGGGGAGUGCACAACUGUGUUCAUUCAGAGGACGCUGGAGUCGUCUGUCAGGCCAAAAUGUGGCUGUUUAACAACUUUGACAGUUGUUCUGGGACAGUGGCGGUUUUCCAUAAUGCAUCGUGGGGAGCAGUGUGUGCCGAUGAUGACUGGGAUCUACCGGAUGCUACAGUGGUGUGCAGAGAGAUAGGAUGUUGGAAAAGUGUUAGCGUUUUUACUGAUUAUAGUUGGAGCAGCACACCUCUGCGAACAUGGAUGAACAAUGUGAGCUGCAGUGGAGACGAAACGGCUUUGAGCACCUGUGCAUUUCAGGGAUGGGGACCGGAUAACUGUGAUCCAAAAUAUGCAGGAGUCAUCUGCCGCCUCCCUGUCAGGCUGACGGGUGGAAGAGACGCAUGUUCUGGACUUGUGGAGGUUUUUCAUGACGGUCAGUGGGGGACGGUGAAUGCUGAUGGCUGGGAUCUGGCAGACGCUGCAGUGGUGUGUAGAGAGAUGGGAUGUGGAGAUGCUGUACAGGCAACGGGCGGUGCUUUUGGACGAGGAAUUGGUCCAAUAUGGAUGACUUUAGUCGACUGUGUUGGCAGUGAGUCUUCCCUAAUACAAUGUAGCUUAGAUCGAUGGCUGCCAAAUCACGUCAACCAUCUGAAUGAUGCUGGAGUCGUCUGCACUCAUUCCAGUUCAUUUAGCAUCAGCUCUACUCAGGACUCAAGUGUUAAAGUCCUGUUGAGGAUUAAAGUGAAGACUGACGCCCGAUUCAACCCUAACAACCCUAAAACCCUGAGUAAAAUCACAGAGAUGCAAAAGAAGCUACAAAUAAGCGGAUCUUUCUCACUGACUUGGAAAACUCAGGAAGGUGGAAAAGUCUUCAAAGAAGUCGCCUUGAAGAAAAACGUUGAAGUAACAUGUCACUGACAUGCUGGAUCAUACAAUUUUUUAUAUGAAAUGUUUUCUGCCAACACUGGGUUACCAUUUUUCCAAGAUGAAAAGUAAUUUCUGUGAUUUUACAAUAAACAAGUUAAUGUAAACAAUAAAGUGUGAUUUGAACCCACGUCUCCAUUAAA
Messenger RNA from Danio rerio (zebrafish), 3047 nucleotides. The record is from RefSeq and is a predicted model, not a curated record. NCBI's taxonomy places the organism in Eukaryota, Metazoa, Chordata, Actinopteri, Cypriniformes, Danionidae.